UGGCUUGGAUCUGGUAUAAAAGCAGCUGAGAACACAGUAACCAGCAUAGAACACAGAAUGAGUCCCAAGAGCGAAGUCAUCAUCAUUGCAGCUGUGCUCUGCUUCCUGCUGGCCUGCGUUGAGGGUCAACUGACAUUCUCACCGGACUGGGGUAAACGUUCGGUGGGCGGUGCUGGCGGCGGCAGCUCGGGCUCCUUCUUUGAAUCGCAGCAGGGUAACUGCAAGACCUCCAACGAAAUGCUGCUCGAGAUCUUCCGCUUUGUACAGUCGCAGGCCCAGCUCUUUCUCGACUGCAAGCAUCGCGAGUAGGAGAAGGCUCCAAUUCUUAAGCUCCUCCGAUCCGAGAAGAACACACACACACACAGCCACAUAUUAAUCCAUAUAUAUAUACACUAAACAUAUACAUAUAUCGAUGUCCAUAUACUAUACACACACGUUAUCGAGGGUAGUCGUAGUCGGCAUUUAGAUUUAAUGGAAUUUCCGUUUGGUAUCCGUCUCUCUUCAUUUAUGGAGUUCAAUAAAUAAGCGCAUCUAAAAGUUA
Drosophila obscura is the source of this 541-nucleotide messenger RNA. Its product is annotated as adipokinetic hormone. The transcript is spliced from 2 exons. The coding region runs from base 58 to 309 and encodes 83 amino acids. The record is from RefSeq and is a predicted model, not a curated record. Gene Ontology annotation, cellular component: extracellular region. Lineage: Eukaryota; Metazoa; Arthropoda; Insecta; Diptera; Drosophilidae. Gene Ontology annotation, molecular function: hormone activity.